UGUAAAUUGAAGAUCAUCUAUCUUCAAAGUGUGCCAGUGCACUAGAAGAUAUGCCCCUUGUCGUUGUUGCGGUCUGCGUCUGGUGCUCAAUAAACAUUAUGUUGAAUUAUAUCCAGAAUUCCAUGAAGAAUAUGAUGUCUCCUGGUCUUCAAGUAAGCCUUAUCCGUUACCCGUUCUUCGUUGCGGUUUGCUUCCUUGAAGGUGCAAUCCUCAC
Amoebophrya sp. A25 is the source of this 214-nucleotide messenger RNA. The record is from the annotation of a GenBank genome assembly. Lineage: Eukaryota; Dinophyceae; Syndiniales; Amoebophryaceae.